Molecule: messenger RNA, 1616 nt
Organism: Spathaspora passalidarum NRRL Y-27907
Lineage: Eukaryota; Fungi; Ascomycota; Pichiomycetes; Serinales; Debaryomycetaceae
Gene: RRS1
Product: Rrs1p
Exons: 1
Coding region: 879-1490 (203 amino acids)
Biological process (GO): ribosome biogenesis; ribosomal large subunit biogenesis; endonucleolytic cleavage in ITS1 to separate SSU-rRNA from 5.8S rRNA and LSU-rRNA from tricistronic rRNA transcript (SSU-rRNA, 5.8S rRNA, LSU-rRNA)
Cellular component (GO): nucleus; nucleolus; preribosome, large subunit precursor
Molecular function (GO): protein binding
Source: RefSeq, a predicted model, not a curated record
UUGGGAUUUGAUGAAGGAACUUCGGUGAAGGCAUUGAAAAUAACCAAACCCAGAAAAACAAGAAAUAGAAAGGGUAAAUUCUAUCGUGGUAAUGUAAAUGAUAGAAAUGUAUUCAAUUGUUUCAUACUUGGAGCACCUCAAUCUGGUAAAAGUUCAUUACUUGAACUGUUUUUGCAUGAUUCAUAUAGUGAAAUGUAUUCACCAACUAUUCAACCUAGAUUGGUGGUUAAGGACAUAGAGUUGAGAGGUGGGAAACAAUGUUAUUUGAUUUUAGAAGAGCUUGGAGAGUUGGAAACUGCCAUUUUAGAAAACAAGCAACGGUUAAACCAAUGUGAUGUUAUUUGUUAUACUUAUGAUUCAUCGGACCCCGAUUCAUUCCAAUACAUUGUCGAUAUCCGAAACAAGUAUGCCGAAUCGUUAGAUGAAGUUCCCUCGGUAUUUGCUGCUUUGAAAGCCGACUUGGAUAAACAACAACAACGUUGCGAUGUGCAACCGGAAAAUUAUACCCGACAGUUGAACUUGAGUUCUCCAUUACAUAUCUCAUCUUCUUGGACUUCAUCACUUCAUGAGUUGUUUAUCCAACUAGUUGAUGCUGCCAAGAAUCCAGCUUCGGCAACCCCAGGUUUAGAAAAGGAACAAAAAGUAGACCAAGAACAAAUUAUCCCGAUUGUAAUGGCUGGUGGUGCUGUUGCUGUUAUGGCCAUGGUUUCGAUAUGGAUGUUUAAUAGUAUGCAUAGAAAGUGAGUAUCCCAAUAUGGAAUCUGCGGCGCCAUAUUAUUUUUUUUUUUGGCUGUUCAUCAAUCCUCAUCUGAAAAAAAAAAAAUUAAAUUAUCAAGAGAAGACUUGUAACUUUCAUUAUCUUCCAAGUAUAGUACAACAUGUCUAACGAAACCGAAUAUAAACCAGUCACAGUAGAUAAACCUAUUCCAAACACAUAUGAUCUUGGUAACUUGGCCACUUUUGAUCCAAAUCCUCUUGACAAUAGCAAAUUAACCAGUGAUAGCGACCGAGAAGAAUACUUGACUUCAGUUACUAGAGAUAAUGUACAAUUAUUAAUCAACCAAAUCUUGUCAUUACCAGUAAAGACCACCACUGAUACCCAUGGUUCUUCCACUGGUCAAAACUCUACCAUGACUUUGAUUCAAUUACCAGAGCCAAGUACCCAGUUGCCUAGAGAAAAGGCCAUUCCUAAGCCUAAGCCACCUACCAAAUGGGAACAAUUUGCCGCUAGAAAGGGUAUCAAGGCCAAGGCCAAGGAUGGUAAGAUGGUUUAUGAUGAAGCUACCGGUGAAUGGGUGCCUAAGUGGGGAUACAAGGGUAAGAACAAGGAAUUGGAUGACCAAUGGUUGGUUGAAGUUGACGAUAAGGUUAAGGAUACUCCAGAUGAGUUGAUUGAUCCUCGAACCUUGAGUCGUGCUGAAAGAAAGAAGUUGGUUAAGAAGAAUGAAUUACAACAUAAACGAAAUUUAAAGAAUCAAGGUGCCAACUAGAAUGGACCAUCUUUGCAUUUUUCAGCAUAACUAUGUAUAUUAGUAAAGUUUUUUUUUCAGUUACAUAAUGAGUAGAUAGAAUAUAGCUUGUAUUAGCUUGGAAUUAGUAAGAAAUAUGUAAAAGUC